AUGACUGGCACAAGCCCUCCACCACGGCAAAAGCAAGACUUUACAGCCGUCGUCGGCACAUACACCGCUCACUUCGACCAGGCCCAGGUUGACGACGACGAACCCGCCGACGCCGUGACCGAAGACCAGCGACAAAAGAGACAAGGUAAAGCAGCUCAAGUUACCGACUCGUACUACGAAUUCGCGACCGCCGCCUACGAAAACAACUGGAGCACACGCUUCCACUACGCGCCCUUCUCACCCACCGACACCCUGCACUCGGCCCAAUGUUUCUGCGAGCACCGGCUCGCGCUGUUCAUGGGCCUCAAGCCUGGCAUGAAAGUCCUCGACGUGGGAUGCGGCGUCGGCGGACCUGCCAGGGAGAUGGCGAAACUCGUCGGCUGUGAAGUUAUCGGCAUAACUAUCAACCAAAACCAAGUCGAUCGCGCAGUCCAAUUGACCGCCCAGGAGGGUCUCACGGGGAUGUGUACAUUUAUCAAGGCGGAUUGGCAUGACCUGCCCUUCGCCGACAACAGCUUCGACGCCGCCUUCGCCAUCGAAGCCACCUGCCACGCAUCCUCGCUGCGCACCGUCUACACCAACAUCUGCCGCGUCCUCAAACCCGGCGGCGUGUUCGGCGUGAGUGAAUGGGUCCUGACACCCGCUUUCGACCCCAGCAACGCCAAACACAUCGACAUGCGCAACCGCAUGGAAAGAGGGAACGGGAUCAGUAACCUGCACACGAGCGACGAGGCGCGCGGGGCCAUGACCGCGGCCGGCUUCGACAUCCUGCACGAAGAGGACUUUGCACGGUACUUCGACUAUCUCAAGAACAACAACAGCAGCAGCCACACCAAAGGCCAAACUGGCAACAACUCGUUAGGAGCUGCUGUGGUAGGAAAAGUAGGGAGCACCGAAGAGACGCAGAUCAAGAUCACGUCUCCUGUCCUUAUCCCCUACUCUUCCGACACAUACCCAGAUCCUCGUUCGAACCUGGAUUGGCGUUGCGCGCCCGCCUCCGGCCCUCUACUGGUCACACCCUCUCCACACCGUGACUGGUGGUGGCUGCUCGAAGGCAAGACCCAUCUCGCGACGACGUGGGCCGAUUACUGGACGGCGUGGAAGAUGUCUCGCUUCGCCCGGCGGGCAUGGUACGCUCUGGUCUGGACGCUUGAGCACCUAGGAUACUCUCGUGCCCAGGGCGUGUGUGAGGCGAUGGACACGAUGGCGUAUUGUGUGGACAGUGCGGCGGAUGCGGGGAGGGAAGGCAUCUUCUCGCCCUGCUGGUGGUUCGUCGCUACGAAGCCGGUAGGCCAAAGGGUGGCGGAUGGGAAUAUGAAGGCCAAAAGAAAGCAGUAUUGUGACACUUGAAAUGUAACAGAAAAGGUAUUAUGUGUCUUUUAUGCUGGGUAUGAGUAUUAUUUUGAUAGAAUAUCUCGAGGAAGAAAC
This is a messenger RNA of Exophiala xenobiotica, 1428 nucleotides long. RefSeq lists its product as uncharacterized. Gene Ontology annotation, molecular function: sterol 24-C-methyltransferase activity. Gene Ontology annotation, cellular component: endoplasmic reticulum. The transcript is spliced from 3 exons. Bases 1 to 1350 code for a protein of 449 amino acids. Gene Ontology annotation, biological process: sterol biosynthetic process. The record is from RefSeq and is a predicted model, not a curated record. NCBI's taxonomy places the organism in Eukaryota, Fungi, Ascomycota, Eurotiomycetes, Chaetothyriales, Herpotrichiellaceae.